AUGACCUCAGUGUAAUGGCCGCUCUCUCCGUGCGCUCCGGGCGGUUUUAUUUUUUAUUUUUCCUCCACCGCGGCUGAAUCAGAGCGCCUCACAUCGACCGCACACCGCCGGGAAGGAGCGCAGGCAGCGGGAGAAGGCGGUUGUGGACGCAGCAGUGCCGUCUUUAGCGAGCCCCGGGCCGCCAAGAAGCUUCUCCGAUGGACACCCCUGAGAGCCCGAGCCAGUCCCCCCAGUCCCCCGAGGACGAGGACAAGGGUCUGUCGGACAGCGAGCUGCUGGACUCCCCCGACGAAGACGACGGCCGGGUCCUGUCCGACAGCGACGUCCUCCGUGAAGACGAGAACGGAGGCCUGGUGGAGGACGAGGAGGAGGAAGAGGAGGAAGAGGUGGUGGGGGGGCGGGGCUCCGAGGACGAGGUGGUCCCCGACUUUGUCUCAGACGACGAGGAGCUGGGAGGAAGAGGAGGAGGAGGGGCGGGGGGGAUGGGUCAGGAGGAGGAGACCAUCGUGCUGAUGGAGGGGGAUGAAGAUGAUGAUGGUCCACCAGGCCAGGAAGAGGAGGAGGAGGACGAAGACGGAGCGGUGGACACGCCGCUGUCUCCGGAGCAGGUCAAGAGCCUCGCAGCUGAGGAGGAGGACGAAGACGAUGGAGAAGACAAAGAGGGGGUCUGUGAGGACGCCUCAGCAGGACGGGAGGAGGAGGAGGAGGAGGAGCGGCGGCGGGCCGAGGAGAGGAGGCGGGCGGCGGCCCGGGAGCUGAAGGACGACUCGGCCGCCGUGUCCCGCGAGCUGGACGAACACGAGCUGGACUACGACGAGGAGGUCCCCGAGGAGCCCUGUGUCCCCGCCCCGGACGAGGAUGAGGACGAGGAGGACGCCGCCGCUGCCAAGCCAGGGGGCGGGGCCAGCAGGGAGGAGGAGGAGGAAGAGGAGGACAAGAGCAGGCAGAAGAGGGAGAAGAAGCCCAUCCUCCCCCCGUCCCCCAAAGACGGCGAGGCCCGGGGGGCCGAGCGCAGCCGCAGGGACAAGAAGAAGGACGAGGACGACGGCGAGAUCGACGAGGGCGAGAUCGACGACGAUGACCUGGAGGAGGGUGAAGUCAAAGAUCCAUCAGACAGAAAAAUCAGGCCAAGACCGAUCUGCAGGUUCUUCAUCAAAGGAAACUGCACGUGGGGCAUGAACUGCCGCUUCAUCCACCCGGGGGUCAACGACAAGGGCAACUACUCCCUGAUCAGCAAGCCGGACCCCUUCUCCCCCAACGGGGCGCCGCCCGGGGGAGCCCCGCUGCCCCUGCUGCCCAACAACCCCUGGGCGCCCCCUGCUGUGGAGGAGCUCCCCCCUCCCCCCCCUCCGGUGGAGCCUCCUGUGGAGAGCGCCUGGGAGCGAGGGCUGAGGCACGCCAAGGAGGUGCUGAAGAAGGCCACCAUCCGGAAGGAGCAGGAGCCGGACUUCGAGGAGAAGCGAUUCAACGUGACGAUCGGCGAGGACGAGAGAGAGUUCGACAAGGAGAACGAGUUCUUCAGGGAGCGCAGCUACCGCAUCAUCCGCGAUGAGAUGGACUUCAGAGAUCCUGCGUACGGAGAUCCAUACGCCGACCCGUACUACGACUACGAGAUGGAGGCGCUGUGGCGAGGAGGCCAGUACGAGAACUUCAGAGUGCAGUACACCGAAGCGCCGCUGCCCUACCACUACAGUCAGGAGCGCGAGCGGGAGCGCGACCCCCGCGAGCAGCGCCACCACCGCGACCGGGAGCGCGAGCGCGACCACCGCGAGCGCGAGCGGCGGCAGCGGGAGAGGGAGCGCGAGAGGGAGCGCGAGCGCGAGAAGGAGCGCCUGAGGAGGAAGGAGGAGUGGGAGAGGGACCGCCUGAAGAGGGACGAGAAGGAGCGGCCCAGGAUGAGGCCGCCGCCCCCGCCGCCGCCGCGGGACCCCCGGGACAAGAAGGAGGACCUGAAGCCGCGCUCGCCGCUCGGCAUGGCGCCCAACAGGCCGAUGGAGCCCCCCUCCAAGAAGGAGGUGAUCCCCGUCAUGAGGGGGCCGGACGAGUGGAAAGACCCGUGGCGCCGGUCCAAAUCCCCACGGCGGCGCCCCGGGCUGGGCUCGCCGCCGCGGGGCCGCCGGAGGCACCGACCCUCUGGAUCCUCCGUGUCACUGUCCAACUCCUCCAGGUCUUCGUCCCGCUCCUCCUCCUACUCCGGCUCCGGCUCGUCUCGCUCUCGAAGCCGCUCGUCCUCCUUCAGCUCGUACUCCAGCCACUCAUCGCAGCACAGCUCCUUCAGCGGCAGCCGCUCCAGGUCCCGGUCCUUCUCCACGUCUCCCUCGCCGAGUCCCGCGGCGCCCAGGAACGCCAAGAACAAGCCAGACCUGCACCCCAUGAUGGCCAAAGGUGCGCCUCCUAAACCAGGCACCAUGCCCCCCCCUCGCAGGGACAAGCCCCCCAUGAAGAAAGCUCCCAGUCCUCCUCCAUCCGGCGGUCCGCAGGGGGGCCGGCCCCCCAAACCCAUGAUGGAGGGGGGCAAACCUGCCCCCAACCUCCGCGAGGCUGGAGGCGGAGGCCCGGGAGGAGGAGGAGGAGGAGGAGGAGGUGGCGGAGGGGGUGGAGGAGGAGGAGGAGGCGCAGCAGGGAGACCGAUGCCCCCCCGAGAACCUGGAAAACCCCCCAACCAGAGAGACGGACGGCGGAAAGAACGGCCGCAGAACCCCCCCCGAAGGCGGACUGUCAGUGGCAGCAUCAGUGGAAGUGGCAGCAGCUACUCCGGCUCCAGCUCCAGAUCCAGAUCGACAUCCAACUCACUAUCCCGCUCCCGGUCCGGAUCCAGGAAGUCCAGGUCUCUGAGCGUCUCCAGCGUGUCCUCGGUGUCCUCGGCCUCGUCCAGCAGCAGCUCCAUCCGCAGCGCCGACUCGGACGACAUGUACGCCGACCUGGCCAGUCCCGUGUCCUCGGCCAGCUCCCGGUCCCCGACGCCCAGCCACCCCCGCCGGGAGCGGGGCGGGCCCCGGGAGGCCCUCCGAGAGGGGGUCCGGGAUGGAGCCCGGGAAGGGGGCGGAGCCCGGGAGGGAGGCGGAGCCCGGGAGGGGCUUCGGGAGGCGGGCCGGGACGGAGCCCGGGACCGCGGACCACAUGGGCGGGACAAGACCCGAGAGAGGCCGACGAAGAGAGACGAGCCGUUCAGGGACGAGCGCAGGAAGAUGGACCUGUCGGGUCCCCCGCCGCGGGGGGGCCACGGGGGACACGGGGGGCCCCACCCCGUCCCCCGCUCGGGGCCCGGGAACAGGGGGGGCCACCCGGGGCACCCGCCGCCCGGAUCCAUGGGACCACCCGGAGGCUACGGGGGCUCCGGGUCCCACAAGGACAUUAAACUGACACUGCUGAACAAGCAGCAGGGCGACAAAGGAACCAGAAAGAGAUACCUUCCAUCAGACAAAGAGCGGCCGGGUUCCCCCGCCAGUAAGAGGAUGGCCAUGUCUCCAGACAGAGGCCGUGACAAGAGGAUGCCCGGCCGGCCGCCAAUGUCCCCCCGCCUGGAGCGACCCCGAGGCCAGGGCCCCCGCCCACUGCCCCCUCCUGCAGACAGGAAGCGCCCCCUGUCCCCGCCCUCCAGGUCGUCGGGGAAGGGCGCAGCGCCGCCGCCGGGGAAGCCGCCGCCCGCCGCCGCCACGUCGGGGAAGCCCAGCAACACGCUGUCUCGCCGCGAGGAGCUGCUGAAGCAGCUGAAGGCCGUGGAGGACGCCAUCGCCCGCAAGCGAGCCAAGAUCCCCGCCAAGUAGCCGGAGGCCCCGCCCACCGCCGCCGCCCGGCCCCGCCCCCGCGCCCCGGAGGGCUUGGGUUUCUGUUUUUGCAGCUCGGCCUCCCGCGGGCAGCGCCGUCGUCUGGCUGGUGUUCGGAGGCCGUCGUCAGAGAGACACUCUUUCUCGCAGCGCCGUCGCUCCGGCGACCUUUGACCCCCCGUUAGGAUCCUGGCGGACCCGGAGGGAGCAGAACCGGCAGAACCGCCCCCCCACCCCGGUUCUGCUCAUGUACCAUAAGAAGACGGGAGGCGUUUGAAUCAGUGAUGUGAAGUUUUUCUUUUUUUUUAAGUUUUCAGCCCGGUUUUCUCUUCUAGCUCCGCCGCAGUCGGACCGACUGACCUUUGACCCCCGUCUCCCUUUCUUAGUUGAUGAGUUUGAGCGGCGGGACGAGACUUUCACUCACCAGACGGCUGCUUUUCUGACUAAAAGCCCAAAUAAACUAUUUUGAUAAAGC
Messenger RNA from Salarias fasciatus (jewelled blenny), 4242 nucleotides. It is a transcript of the gene zc3h18, whose product is annotated as zinc finger CCCH-type containing 18. The coding region runs from base 198 to 3767 and encodes 1189 amino acids. Gene Ontology annotation, cellular component: precatalytic spliceosome. Gene Ontology annotation, molecular function: RNA binding; metal ion binding. The record is from RefSeq and is a predicted model, not a curated record. The transcript has 19 exons. Lineage: Eukaryota; Metazoa; Chordata; Actinopteri; Blenniiformes; Blenniidae.